GAAUUUGUCAUUAACCGGACUAAAACAUGCGCUCAUUGGGAACUCUGGGCGUCGCGCUGCACGCAUCUCUGCUGGUGCUGCUGGCCCAGGGGUUCCAAAGAUCCAGGGACGGGGUCUACGUGAGGCCGCUGCAUCGUCUCCCCGUGUCGGACCGAUCCACCGGGCAUCACCUGCCCACCUACAUGGUGCACCUCUACAGGAACUUCAAGGCGAACCUCUCCGGGCCCUUGGACACCACCGAGCAGGACGCAGCGCGGCAGGCGGACAUCGUGAAGAGCGUGAUGGCCAAAAGUUUCACGUACAGACACAGGCGCUGGGUUGCGACCUUCGACCUCCACACCCUGCUGGCCGACAAACAGAUCCAAGCGGCAGAGCUGAGAAUCCGGCUUCCUCGGACACCAAGCGCUAGCAACAUCUCUGUGGAGGUCUAUCACCAGCAAGGCCAGGCAUGCCACAUGCACCAGGGCUGCCAAGAGCAGCAGCUGGUGGGGCUGCUCGCCGAAUCAUCACUGGUAACUUCAUCACAGAGCUGGAAAGUGUUCAACAUGACAAGUCUCCUCUUGGACUGGCUCAGGCAGAAGUCGACGACGAGGAUUCAACACAAACGGGUGUCAAGAAGAAAGAAGACGGUAAAGUCAAACAGAGGCCUGUCGCUUCCUGACCAGCCUGUCUAUGUGGCGAACCCGGGGAGAGAUCAGGACGUUAGCGACCGAGCCUUGCUGGUCAUCUUUUCGCGCACUGGCUCGGGCAAAAACUCAAAGGCCAAAGCAAGUUUACUUCACACAGCUGAACAAUCCAAGUUCUUGUCCCCCGCUGAAAUCAAAAAGGCUCGCUGGCCAAAGAGGCGCAGGACCAAACGGGGCCACAGAGAACCAAUAGCGAGAGGCCCGCAGGUGUCCAAAAGAGGGAGUGAAAAAACACUAUGUCGCAAAGUCGACAUGCAUGUGGACUUUAAUCAAAUAGGUUGGGGAUCCUGGAUCAUCUUUCCUAAGAGGUACAACGCAUUCCGCUGUGAAGGGUCCUGCCCCGGUCCACUGGGAGAAGACCUCAAUCCAACAAAUCAUGCUUACAUGCAGAGUUUACUGAAACAUUACCACCCCGACAGAGUGGCACCGCCCUGCUGCGCCCCGACCAAAAUGAGCCCGCUGAGCAUGCUGUACUACGAGAACGGAGAGAUGCUCCUUCGGCACCACGAAGACAUGAUCGUGGACGAGUGCGGCUGCCAGUGAUGGCUGCGUCCACCACCUCCAGGCAUGACCUGUGUUGCUGAGCAGCAGGACAGCAAAAGUGUCUGAGAAACAAAAGAAAACACUUAACCAGAGGGAGGGAGGGGGGAGCUCUUUGAUAUUUGUCACUGUACACGGCGAGAUUGGAGCUGAUCUUAAGUUUGUAAAGAGGCAUGACUUUAAUUUGUGAUGUGAGCUCUGGUUUGUCAGGAGAUCAUGUGCUGAAACAAAAACUCAACAUCAAUUUGAUCAAUGUAAACAUGAAAUGGCAACGUUAAUGAAUAUUCCAGCACUGUUUUAUUGUAAACUACCAAUUGUGUAACUGUAUAUUAAUGUAUAUUUAUUGUAAAUAUGUUUUUAAAAAAUGUGUAAUUUAUGUACAUUUUGCACAUGGAGUAUGUAUUUUACUUUACUUUUUUGGCAUGUGAGUCUAGUAAAGUUAUAUAUUAGUAAAA
Messenger RNA from Paralichthys olivaceus (Japanese flounder), 1681 nucleotides. It is a transcript of the gene ndr2, whose product is annotated as nodal-related 2. Gene Ontology annotation, molecular function: growth factor activity; cytokine activity. Lineage: Eukaryota; Metazoa; Chordata; Actinopteri; Pleuronectiformes; Paralichthyidae. Gene Ontology annotation, cellular component: extracellular region. The record is from RefSeq and is a predicted model, not a curated record.